AUGAUCUUAAAAAGUAGGUUCGCUGAUGUUACAAUUCCUCAGAAUAUGUCAUGGCCUGAAUAUGGGACGGUAUCGGUUCAAGGUCGUUCUCUAGACUUUCUAACGGAACGUUUAUAAACGAUGUAUGGGUGUAGUCUAGUGAUAGCCCUCCUCAGCAAAAGAAAAAAAAAAUGCUCUAAGAAAGGGACCUGAACCUGCCAUUUCGUGAGAAAUGUUCAUACUUUAGUGAGUCAAUAAAUCAGAUAAUACACGAGAAUCUCGAGAGCAGAACCACAAGUAUAGAACCCGAGAUUGAAGAAUGUUUUGAUUUCAGACACCUCUUUGUCCGGUUGCGGUCAAUACAUGCUGAAUAGCUGUUAUAGCUUCUAUGCAAAUUUAAGGUCCCUUUGCGCAGUAUCGGCUUUCGUGUUUGCCGUCAGCAAUAUAUAAAAAAAUUUACAUAAGAAUUCUUUGUGAUGUGCCUCUUUUUGCAUACUGGUCACGCAAAUUAUGAAUGCCUGUAAAUAUUUACCGAAGAUCGCGGACACUGCCGACUUUUAAAUUCUCUGGUAGUUAAAACUUACUAUGGUCGUAACAGACGGGAAGAUACCUAUUUACCGAGUGAGAAUUUUGGGUUGUUGGAUAUGAGAAGGGGAGCGGGCGGGGAGGGUUAGUCUCAUACUCAGCCGUUUUUUAGCGUCGUCACACGCAGACUAACGGGAGGGUCUUGGAUUUGGUGCUGUCCAAGAUGAAUUAAAACCAGGAUGCUGCUCUAACGAAUCGUCCUUUAACAAGGGAAAUACAUUGAGACAAUAUGAGGCCGUGUUGAAAUGCCCUUUUCUGUCGAGGCGAGUGCAAGACACUUUUUUCAGCGAUAUCCUCAGUUCUCGUUACCCGAUCAAUGCUCUGUUUUCGAUAUUUUUAAACAUGCCUGACGGCUAUGCCAUGCUGGAGAGUCCCAAGAGGGGCGAAACAGCUGUCCAUGGUUACCACUGCCCAGUUGAUAUGGUUGUGCACAUGCGUAAGGUGCUGGGCAUACCGUGGAGCUUGUACUGUGCUUUAGUGGUGGUAAAAGGUGUUGUUUACAACCCAUGCUACCAUGCACUCCCAAUUACUGAUUAUUAAUGCAGAUGAUUACCUGCCAAAAAUCGAAGAAAACGAGUAAAAUUGCCGUGACACAAAAUAAUGUAGAGCGCCUGUUAUGUAUCUUGCUUUCAGAUCGAUGGGGUAUCCGGCCACUGCUACACGUUCAAACAACUCAAGAGCUUGACUAGAAAGUUUGCUUCCUCUCUGGUGAAAAAAGGCUUUAUAAAAGGAGAAGUUUUUGCUAUCUAUCUCCCUAACAUUGUAGAAUAUGCUAUCGUUUUCUAUGGUGUGGGUUUCGCAGGGGGUACCUCUACCACAGUGAACCCACUUUACACCGCCGAAGAGUUAGAGAAGCAGCUAAGUGAGACACAGGCUACGUAUCUUGCUACAUCGCGCCAGUUCCUAGACAAAGCUCUAACUGCAAGUAAGGCCCAAGGGAAAAUAAAAAAGAUCAUUGUAAUCGGUACGUAGAGCUAACAGAGUUGUUGACGUCAGCUCAUUUUGUUGUCGCAGUUAUCUCCUGACUGAUCUCCCCGACUUGAACUCUGUGCUUUGUUCCAUGGGGGCGGGUAGUCAGGGAAUGUUUCGGUGGGAGUUCGCCUCUGCCGUGGACCCUGAAACCCCCGAUCUAUACCACCCAUGUUUAACUGCUGAUUUUGCCAACUUUAUUCUAGACUAGGUACCAAAUAUCCCUAGGCUAUGACCGCUAUGAAACAGAAACUUCAGUUUCAUGCCAUUGUUUGGUUUCUCAAAUGAUACCAAGUCACCAAAACUGCCUGAAAGCCCAUCUUUUCACAGAAGCUCGUACCACUCCGGCUGGCUUUUUGACUCUCGGACUACUCAUUAACGCAUUUUCCAUAAUACACCUCAUUUGCACCUCAAAAUUUUGCCAAAAUUUUGCAUAAGCAAUGUCUUUAAUUUCUCUCUGGUAGACUGUUGUAAAAACAAGGAGAAGUUGGAUUUAAAAUGUUUACGCACAAUUUUAGAGGACAUCGCAACGACAAUUUUUAGCGCAACACAACGUUGCAGCAUUGUUACAGCAUUGUUUUGAAUGGUUACAACAUUGCUCCAACAUUGCAACGCUGUGUUGUGCUAAAAAUCGUCGUUACGAAUCGUCCUGAGUAAAAAAGUACAUCACUUUUAUGGUAAUACGUAAGUGGUGAAUAAGGUAAUAUAGUCAACUCUCUACGUGACGGUCAUCGCCGGCUGAGACCGGCCCUGCUGUCCGACUUAGAGAGUUGCCAGUCAAGGUGACGUGAUACCAGUAAUACAGGAAAAUAAAACUGAACCGAUUCACGUCUGUUUUAAUUAUGUAAAACAGUAGGAAAAUGAAACACUUUCUCAUUUUGUAAUCAAAUGUUCAUUUCAUGCAAACAUUCAUGGGUUAGUGAUCUAAAAGCGUAACAGUUUACAUUUGGGUAUACCAGUCUGCGAACUGGAACAAGACUACGAAAAAUUAAACUACAUGAUUACAUAAAGCACGCCUCAAGUGUCCUUUGAUGGCCUCAAAAAUGUCCUUUAUUCGUGUUAGAUAUGUUUUUGUCUUUUUAAUGGAUAGUUUAAUUGCAGUAAAAUGACUCCCGAAUUAACGGCAGGGACCAACACGGGGUGUCCAUCUUCGAGAGGUGCCCGUUAUGAGAGAGUUGACUGCAUGCAUAAUUAGAUUGCAAAAGACGUAUUCGACUGCUAUGAGAAAAGAAGAUCAUUAGUUGUUUAGGUUAACAUUGAUUAUAGUUCCACUAGUGUGCAAUUUCUGUUAUGAUUUUAAAUUAUUUGGAUAAAGUCGAUAUACAUAGGACUGUAUAAGACUCCAAAUAAAACAUUGUCUUGUCUUGUCUUGUCUUGCAUAACGAACCGUUCUUUAACAGAUCCAGUGGAGGAAGUUAGUAACUGCGACUAUGAGCUGUUUACCCAGCUCGUUGACGACGGCGAAGCAAGCUUUCCAGAACAGAUCACGAUACAUAAAGACGACUUAUUCAACAUACCAUACUCAAGUGGUACCACAGGGUUUCCAAAGGGAGUAAUGGUCACCCAUGGUAACAUGCUGGCCGACAUUUGCAUUAUGCUGGGCUCAGGAACUUUGGUUUUAACAGAAGAGACUGUUCUAUUGGCACUGCUUCCGUUUUAUCACACGUAUGCUCAGCUUAUUAUGCUUGGUGCGGGCCUAGCCCAGGGAUGCAAGGUGGUUGCUUUGCAGCGAUUCAAACCAGAAACAUUUUUGCAAGUGAUGCAAGAUUAUAAGGUGGGAUAAGCAUUUCUGUCAGAUCUCAUUUUUUCUGCGAGAAGUACAUAUAGGGGACGUUUGAAACAACUGACAUACAAGUCAAGCGAGUGCCAUAAGAACAAGAGUCUUUUAAAGCUAAAAUAUUACUUUCAGACCAUCGUCACAACAGGCGUAUUCCCCUUGCCCGUCCUCCAUUUCGUUUUUUGUCUUCAACCCUUUAAGUCCUAAGAGUGAUCAGCAUCUAAUUUCUCCUUUUAAUAUCAAUGCUUUGUAAAACAGAGUGGUCAUGAGAAUUACGAACAUGAUCACACAACAUGAAUUUGCUUGAUAUUUUAUCAACCUCUCCUCACUACUUCUGUAGGAAAUGAAUAGGGCCAACAAAUGAGAAUUCAAAUUUUGAUCUUCGGGGUUUAAAGGAUAAAGUGCCCGAUACCUUAUUGGUCGCACUUUUUCUCUUCCUAAUUCAUGUAAUCUUCCUUUGUAAACUCUCUGUGUUCAAAAUCAAAGAUGGAACUGAAUUCUCGUCGACCAAAGAAUAGGCCUGCACUGGAUUGGUCUCCUUGAAAUUCAGUUCCCGGGAAAGUUUGAAAGUUUCCGCCGAAGAGCUAAAUUUGUCAGUUAUUUUAAUCAGGUUACAUAUGCACCAGUUGUUCCUCCGAUUGUGCUCUUUCUGGCCAAGGAUCCGUUAGUCGACAACUUUGACUUGUCUUCGGUUGAGGAAGUCUUAUGCGCAGCUGCUCCAAUGGGUGAUGGUCUAGAGGACGCUCUUAGCAGACGAUUGCCCAAAGUAAAAGAAAUUAACCAAGGUAUUAUACAAAUCGGAAACUACAAGAUGUUAUAUUUGAAUAAUUACUAUGCCAAGAACGUGGGACAAGGAAAAAAUGCUUGAGAACUAGCCAGACAGGAUUGGAAUGACUAGUAAGGAUUUGGGUCAGUAUUAAGUUGGUUAACGGGCCUUUUUUAACAACUCGAGUAGUUUAAGGCCUGUGUCCAAUGGGCUUACCUGUAGAAAAUGAUUUAUUGACUAUAACAUAAACAAAGGGUAUGGAACUGAAUUAUAUUUGGCACGCACAAUGUGCUUUUAAAACAUUCUUUGGUAUGAAUAUUUUGUUGGUAAGUCACGUGGCAUGUCACGUAGCCUUAAUAUUACGUUUUGCAAAAGAAGACCUCAAGAUUUAUUUCUGGGGAAAAUUCCGUCUUGUUCUAGGUAUCCUAGCGAGAGUUAUUGCCAUUCAGUCAUAUUUUUCGCACACACUUUUCGUCCAGGCCUGAAACCCCUUGGGAAACCUUUACAUAUGGAAGUACAUGAUAGCCACACAGAUGCUCAAACUUAGAGUCCACAGAGGAACUCGUUAAGUCCCGCUUUGUUCCUACAGAGUUGCUUGGUUCUCAGUAUGUCUAUGUUUUACUAUGUGACGUUUCAUUGUUAAUUCCUAUCACAGGUUAUGGCAUGACAGAAAUGCUUGCUACUCAUAUGCAGCCCAGGGGAGGCACGAAACCCGGAAGUGUUGGUUUUCUUAUGGCCAACUUGGAAUGUAAGGUAAAAGUUUUCUAUAUGUAUAAAAACUAUUUUCCUUUCCAACCAUGAAAUUUAGAAAUGUUUAAAUAAGUACAUACAUAUACAUACAAUCAUAUAACUUUAUUUAAACUCGCAUUUAGAAUAGUUUGAGAGAGAGCUAGUAUCUCCGAGUAUAAUAAUAUUUAAGAAAUGCAACAAAAUUGAUAAAGUAUGAAAGUAUAAAAUUGCUACGACUAUUAUUAGUUUCGUCUUACAAAAAAAAUUACACAGUAAUAUUAUGAAUAGCGAGCUUAAAAGCAAUGAGAGAUUCAGAAGUUCUUAUGUUAUCCGGCAGCGUAUUGCAUACUUGAGGAGCAGCAUAUCUGAACGAUUGUAAUCCAUAGGAGGUUGUAGUAACUCUUGAUAGAUCCAAUUUUAGGGUACCUCUGAGGUUAUACGCUGUUAUUCGUUCUUUUAAUGGUGAUCUGAGCCUUGUUGGGGCAAUUCCUUAUAUUAAAGAGUCUUGUAUUCCCUUAUCAAAUUCCUCACGUAGUGAGGUAACGUUGAUUCAUCGCUGGAUUUGCCACGCUACGAUCUCUUUAGCCUACUGCGCCACAGGAGAAACAUCUGGCUAAGUCGUCUUCGAAACAGCGUCGAAAUCUUUGUUCUGGGUCCCCACCUGUGUACUGGGACUCGAGUUCGCGCAAUGAUUGGACCGUUGAAAAAGCCAUUGUUGAUUUUGCCAAUCAGGUUGAAGAAAAAUUCGAAACGCACUUCGAGUAAUUCGUAGAGUCCGUCGGCGGUCCAGAGCAAGAAUCUCGGCGCUUCUUCGCAGGCGUUACUUGCCAUGGUUGUUCACAGCUGUCGAUAAUAAAAGCCACUCGAUCUGCCUAAGCGUUCGAUCGCUCGUGGACGACUUCCGUAUGAAAAAGAAGGGAAUGCUCUUCGCCUUGCGAUGUAAUGCAAAUUCUGGUCUCACUUAUGGAGUUUAGGAUGGAAAGCUUGGCAAUAGUUUUACCGGUAUUGCUUUGGGUUGUGCGUAAAGAAUUACAAUCGAACCUCCUAAAGCGACCACCCAAAAUGAAGAGAUUUAGCAGUCACUCACGGGAGGUGGCCAUGGACGAGAUCGACCCGCAGAUCGUCUUUCCGAGGAGAGUUUCGACCACAUCUAUUUUUUUUGCAGACAAUGUACUGUAUGAAAUGUGUAACUGUUUUGUGCAUACGUGUAGUUUCAGUUGUCAUUAAAAGGUCUUCGUAUACUCUUAGUGGAGUAGUACAUACAGGGAACAAAGGAACCACACCAUUAAGCCAAGUGGUCGCUUACGAGAGGAAGAUGAAAACAAUGGAAAACUAUGAAUAAACCGUCGUGCCAAAAAGUGGUCGUGGUCGAUUGGUGGUUGCUGAUGGGAGGUGGUCGCUUAUGGGAGGUAGUCGAACAUGGAGGCUAGACAGUAUUUAAACAGUCAUAUGCCGUCGUGCCAUGUUGAACACCGCAUUUGAUUUCAACAUCUUUAGCACAAUGAUCGAACCGAUGAUGAUGGCAGCAAAAAGUUUUAAAUAGAUGGUAAUCUUAAAUUACCGAACCUUAUAUAUUUAAUUCAGCACUUAAACUCGUUGUUAUGUACUUCAUUAAAAAGGGAAGUGUUCAUAUGUUCAAUGCUUUACCAAAUAGAUUUUGGAUGUAUCAACUGGUGUUAUUCUUGGUCCACAUCAAGAUGGAGAAAUUUGUGUGAGGGGGCCAACAGUCAUGAAAGGUACUACCUCCGCCCUUUUUUUAAAAUGAGAUAAUGGAGAUCUUGAAUUACCAUCCGCUGAUAAAGGGCAAUUGCUCGCGAAGAUAGAAUUGUAGUUGUAUUUAACAAUCUGCAAAGCUAGACCAGUAAUAAACAAUUAUUGGAGGAAGUUUUUGUGACAUCCGGAAUAAUAAACGUGGGGGUAAGUGUUACUCUUGGAAAUUAUGCAUUGCGCGCGAAACCUACGGAUAAGUCAGUCAUCUGCUAGCAGACAAGGAACUUAUCUGAAGAAGGUUGCGCUACUUUUCAAUAUUAACUGUAAGCUCUUAGUGAGUGAGAAGACGGAUAGUGAGUACAAUGUAUAAUAAUUGUUAAAUGUAAGUGAAAAACACUAACAUACACGUAAUGAUCUCUUGGAAUCGCUAAACUUUUAUUCAUGUAUUGCAUCUUUAGGUUAUCUAAAUAACCCGGAGGCCACAGCUCGAUUAAUAGAUAGCGAGGGAUGGGUACAUACUGGAGACAUUGGAAAUUACGAUGACGAAGGGCAUUUCUUCAUUGUGGACAGGCUGAAAGACGUUAUUAAAUAUAACGCCUACCAGGUAUAAUUUUUUUGUAUUUGUUUACGUGCGUGUUGUAUUUCCUUGAGGAAAAUUGAAAACUAGCUAUGAAAAUGAAGUUUUGAAAAAGGCUCAUAUUUUACUCGAAAAAGGUCUAUAAGAAAGUUAUUUGGGUUACUCCAGGCCCAUAGUUCUUCUUAUUGAAUUCUUAACUUAAAUUAGUCUUUGUUUAGUUUUUCGUUACUACAUGUAUUUUUAAUGCAUUAUUGUCCGCGAAUUUUCACUUUACUUAUUUCUUUGUGACUGGGGAGCCCAGGCUUCAUAAACCUUCUGGUUUCUUCUGGGCUCCCUUGCCAACUUACAAUUCUUAUAUGUAUUCUUGUAUUGUAAUUUAUUUUGGCUAAAUAAAACUGAACUAAACUGAAAUGAACAUGGUGCAGGAUUCAUAAUACGUAUUUUUUGAACUCCCAAAGAUCAGUCGUUUAUGCGUGCACGACCUCGUAUAGAAUCCUUAUGUCCAUCGCCUCGCGCAUUUUAACCCAAUAAAUAAUUGGGCAAAAAGUAUUGUCUCCGUCUGUCAACACGAAGCGCGAUUGGGUGUAGCAGGGGGUUAAAAGGUAUGGUGAACGAGAAAACAAACAGCAUUUUAGGUUUUCGUUCGUUCGCACCCUCCUUGCGCUCGUCGCUCGAUCUCCUCGGCCGCUCGCCUAUGGUCGCGUUCUUACCAGGGAGUGAGUUCUUUUAUUUUUGUUUUUUUUCAAGAAAAUCAAAAGACUCCGGACUGUCUGAAUAUUAUGCAAGAACGUAUUGUCUCCUGUCAAAAGGAAAAGCUAAUGUUCAGCCUCAUAAUAGUUUAAAUUUUAUUCCUCUGCUUAGUGGCUGUCUUGUGUCAAGAUAUUUGAAUUUCUUCUAGACCCAAAGUUUUGAAAAUGUUUUUAUCUAUCAUUUCCUCUUCUUCGCAGGUCGCUCCAGCCGAACUCGAGGCGUUGCUGAUUUCUCAUCCAAACAUUGAUGGUGCAGCAGUCAUUGGUAUCCCGGAUGAAAAAGCUGGAGAGUUACCAAAAGCAUUUGUUGUACCAAAGGGUGACAUCAAACCAGAAGAAAUACUAGCCUUUGUAGCUGCGAAAGUCGCACCACAAAAGAAACUCAGGGGUGGAGUGGAGAUUGUUGAAAAGAUUCCGAAAAACGCAAGUGGCAAGAUUUUACGAAGAGAUUUAAGAAAGAGAGAAAAUGAAAGACUAAAAAAUAAAUACGCUCGUUGA
Porites evermanni is the source of this 8339-nucleotide messenger RNA. NCBI's taxonomy places the organism in Eukaryota, Metazoa, Cnidaria, Anthozoa, Scleractinia, Poritidae. The record is from the annotation of a GenBank genome assembly.